AAAAUUGUAAAUACAAAUAGAUUGAAAAGAAAAAAAAAAUUGGAAAAUAUCCACGGAGCUGGUAGCUACCGACGAUCGUCUUUCGGUUCCGAUUAGGACCUCACCAACACACAGAGUGGGAGAGAGAGACAGAGAGAGAGAGAGCACUCGCUUGGGCGGAAUGAUGAGGCUGAAGACAUAUGCCGGUCUCAGUUUGAUUGCAACCCUGGCUAUCACAUAUCAUGCAUUUAACAGUAGAGGCCAGUUUUAUCCGGCAAUGGUGUAUCUUUCAACUUCCAAGAUCAGCUUAGUGCUUCUUCUCAACAUGGGUUUGGUUAUUAUGUGUAUUCUAUGGCAGUUGACUAAAAAGGUAUUCCUGGGUUCUCUUAGAGAAGCUGAGGUAGAAAGGCUUAACGAGCAAUCGUGGAGGGAGGUUAUGGAAAUCCUCUUUGCCAUUACUAUUUUUAGGCAGGAUUUCUCAGUUACGUUUCUUGCGAUGGUCACAGCGCUAUUGUUGAUUAAAGCUUUGCAUUGGUUGGCUCAAAAGAGGGUUGAGUACAUUGAGACAACUCCUACGGUGCCCAUGUUGUCCCAUGUUCGGAUUGUAUCUUUUAUGGGUUUCCUCCUUCUCCUCGAUAGCCUAUUCUUAUACAGUAAUCUGAAGCAUCUGCUACAAACAUGGCAACCGUCAGUUUCGAUAUUCUUCUCUUUUGAGUACAUGAUACUGGCAACGACAACAGUGUCGAUUUUUGUAAAAUAUCUUUUCUAUGUUAGUGACAUGCUCAUGGAAGGACAAUGGGAAAGGAAACCAGUCUUCACAUUCUACUUGGAACUUAUCAGGGACUUGCUUCACUUGUCUAUGUAUCUGUGCUUCUUCCUCGUAAUUUUUGUAAACUAUGGUGUUCCUUUGCACUUAAUACGGGAGCUCUAUGAGACAUUUAGGAACUUCAAAGUCCGUGUUGCAGAUUACAUACGAUAUCGUAAGAUCACUUCAAAUAUGAACGACCGUUUUCCAGAUGCAACGCCUGAAGAGCUUAAUGCAAGUGAUGCAACUUGCAUUAUCUGUCGUGAAGAGAUGACUACUGCCAAGAAACUUAUAUGUGGACAUUUGUUUCAUGUUCAUUGCCUCCGAUCAUGGUUGGAGCGGCAACAUACUUGCCCUACCUGCAGAGCCCUGGUUGUUCCCCCAGAAAAUGGGGCAACAGCAACUGUAGGCCAGCAAGGAGCACAACCAGAUGGUCAUCGACAGGGAACAGGGACUAGCACUGGAAGCACAGCUCAAAAUGAGGUUGGCAGUGGUGGGGCAAUUGAUAAUUUGAGUCAGCAUCAAGCCCGACUUCAAGCUGCAGCUGCAGCAGCAGCUUCAAUAUAUGAGAAGUCUUAUGUUUAUCCCUCCCCAACAUCUUUAGUGUGCUCUCCUGGGUACACUCUUCAACCCCCAGUUCAGAUGUCUAUGGGCAAAUCUGUUAACACGGCACUCAAUGGAGAACAAGCUUCUGGUGAACAGGCACAACAGCAAUUUGUUCUCCCUGGUGGACCAAUGAUAUCCUUUCCUCAAAUGGGGCCCUUCCAUUUUCUUCCUUCCCAAACACGCGGAGCCCCUGCGAAUUAUGGAGUGGAGUUUGGAGUUGACCCAAAUAUGCCAAGCUCUCACCUGGAAGCUCAUAGAAAACUACUUCAAUAUCAGAUUGAGAUUCUGCAAAAUCAGCUCAAGCUUUUGCAGAGGACAAAGGUUGAAACAGGUGUAGAUGAGGGUACAUCUUCAUCAUCCACAUCGACAGCAGAUAGCAGAGGCAAGCAAAUAGCAUCGAGUCAUGAGAUUCAUCGUGAAAAAGAAUAACUUCAUCCCCUUAUUUCUGGUUUGAACCAUGAUGAUGCUGUCAAAUGUAGAUAUAGGGAGAAAAAAAAAAUCACAGCAUUGCUUGACCUGAAUUUGACUGAUAUAUGCUGUUCAGGGCGAUAUACUAAUUUGUGAAUGCACAGUCCCCCCUCAAAUUGUUACAUUUAGCCCCCUUUUUGUUAUGGGGAGAUGCACGCUUGUACUAGCUUUUGGAAAAUCAUACACUUUAUUAUAUGAUGAAUGUCUUUACUCCUAACUUGUCAAUUAUUGUUAUUAUUAUAUUUUGUUGUACAUGGAAGUAACAGGGAUUAAUUUAAUA
Arachis ipaensis is the source of this 2138-nucleotide messenger RNA. Its product is annotated as ERAD-associated E3 ubiquitin-protein ligase HRD1B. Gene Ontology annotation, cellular component: endomembrane system. Gene Ontology annotation, molecular function: ubiquitin protein ligase activity. NCBI's taxonomy places the organism in Eukaryota, Viridiplantae, Streptophyta, Magnoliopsida, Fabales, Fabaceae. Gene Ontology annotation, biological process: proteasome-mediated ubiquitin-dependent protein catabolic process; ERAD pathway. The record is from RefSeq and is a predicted model, not a curated record.